UCUAGCCUCUUCCUCCCCUGCCUUCUCCCACCCCACCCGAUUUCCAUUUUCUCAAGCUUCAACUUGCCCAAACUUUGUCAUUUAGAAUUAUCGAGAAACGAAGCAGGGAUGCGUGGGGGAGAGGGCUGCGUUUUAGAACACCAGUAACAUAUUGCAGGUUGUAUGUCCAUACGUUUGAAAAAGUUUUCUUUUCGGUGAUGUGAUUGAACCCAACGAUAAGGAAGAUGAGCGAAAACGACAUCCUCGAGAUGGACUCCCUAUCAGACACCGAAGAGUUGGGUGAUGCAGAGCUGGGCAUGGUAGACGAAGUUGUGUAUCCUCAGGAGUUUUUACCAACUUAUAACUCUAUAAGAGAAGGAACAACAGUAGCCAAAGUACCUCGGGUAGAGUUUAACAACAAACCUGACUCCUUAUUCUUCAAUGAUGGCGUGAGGAGGAUAGAUUUCAUCCUGGUGUAUGAAGAUGAGGAAAACAGGGAGUUUGAGAAGAGGCACAUAUUCCAGAGGCGUAUGAGGCGACGAGAGUUCUUUGAGGCCAGCUUGAUGAAGAUGGGCAUGGAGCUGGAAGCCACGCCGUCUGUAGCUGAUGACAGACUCAUAUUUGUGAAAGUUCACAUGCCGUGGGAUGUGCUGUGCACCUACGCUGAGGUUCUGCACAUCAACGUUCCCAUCCAGCCAAACGACUUGUCCUCCCGCCAGUCCAUGUGGCGCUGCCUCUCCUGCUUCACCAAAUAUUUUUAUCCCAACGAAAAGCUGAUCAGAAAGGAGACUGAGUACUUCACCGCACCCUUUGAGAAAGACCGUCUGGAGUACUUCUAUAUCAAGGACAAAGAUCAUUUCUUCACUCCAUCCAUGAGGAGCAGGAUGGCAUUUUACAUCUUGAGCAGAGCCCCCUAUGAGAUACGAGGGAAUAUCAAGAAGUUUGGCAUCAACAAACUGCUCGAUGGUGGAGUGUACAAAGCUGCCUAUCCCCUUCAUGAUUCCAAGUUUAACGUCAGGUCCGAAGAAGAGGACUGCCCCAGUGAGCGAUAUCUGCUCUAUGAAGAAUGGGCCAAUCCCAAAGCCUUCUACAAGAUGCAGCCACUUGACCUUAUCAGGAAGUAUUACGGAGAGAAAGUUGGCAUUUAUUUUGCCUGGCUGGGUUUCUACACCAUGAUGCUGACUCUGGCUGCUGUUGUGGGGCUGGGUUGUUUCAUUUACGGAUAUAAAACCCAAGAAACAAGCACUUGGAGCAAAGAGGUGUGCGACCCUGAGAUCGGAGGGCAGAUUGUGAUGUGUCCACAAUGCGACGAUUGUAAUUUCUGGAUAUUAAACAGCACCUGUAACACCUCAAAAAAACUUUGCAUAUUUGACAACUUUGGAACUUUGGUGUUUGCUGUGUUCAUGUCGGUCUGGGUCACGUUGUUCCUGGAGUUUUGGAAGCGUCACCAGGCAAAGUUGGAGUACGAAUGGGACACAGUGGAAUUUCUGGAGCAGGAAGAGCCCCCUCGCCCUGAAUAUGAAGCUAAAUGUAUUUACGAGAGGAAAAACCCCGUCACAGGGGUAAAAGAAAAGGUGCCAUAUAGUGCCUGUGGACGGUGUGUUCGGCUGUCCAUAGGAAUCGGUACUGUCUUAUUCUGGAUCAUGUUGAUCUUGGCUUCCAUCGUGGGCAUCAUUGUGUACCGACUGGCUGUCUUCAUCACCUUCUCAUAUGAAUUCAGAAAGAAUGGCCUCAAGAAUUUAGAGCCAAUAAAGGAGUAUGUGACACCUCAGAUGGCCACCUCCGUCACAGCUUCCCUCAUCAGCUUUGUUGUAAUUAUGAUCCUAAAUGUCCUGUAUGAACGGGUCGCUAUCUGGAUCACAGACUUUGAGCUUCCACGAACCAGGACAGACUACGAGAACAGCUUGACGCUAAAGAUGUUCCUCUUUCAGUUUGUCAACUAUUACUCCUCUUGCUUCUACAUUGCCUUUGUGAAAGGAAAGGCUGUUGGCUAUCCUGGAGACCCUGUUUAUCUGCUUGGAAAAUACCGGAAUGAGGAGUGUGAUCCUGGUGGCUGUCUGAUUGAGUUAACCACUCAGCUCUCCAUCAUCAUGGGGGGAAAAGCUAUCUGGAACAACAUCCAGGAAGUCUUGCUACCGUGGUUGAAGAACCUGAUUCUCCGAUACUGCAACCGUAAAGCCUCAGAGAAGGUGAAACCUCGUUGGGAGCAAGACUACCAUCUCCAGCCCAUUUCGAAACUGGGAUUGUUCUAUGAAUACCUUGAGAUGGUCAUCCAGUUUGGCUUUGUGACCCUGUUCGUGGCCUCUUUUCCUCUGGCUCCAGUUCUGGCUCUGAUUAACAAUGUGUUUGAGGUUCGGGUUGAUGCAUGGAAACUCACGACACAGUGUCGGCGUGGUGUUCCAGAGAAGGCCCAGGAUAUAGGAGCCUGGCAGACCAUUCUUCAAGGCAUUGCCAUAUUGGCUGUUGCAACUAAUUCCAUGAUCAUUGCUUUCACAUCAGACAUGAUUCCUCGGUUGGUCUACUACUGGUCUUUCUCAGUGUAUCCGUAUGGAGAUCACCAUGAGCACACCAUGCAGGGUUACAUCAACAAUUCCCUGUCAAUAUUAAACAUCAAAGAUUUACCCAACACAACUGACAACACUGAGCAUGAUUUCAUCACCACCUGCAGAUAUCGAGAUUAUCGGUUUCCUGCGGGGCACUUCAGACAGUACGAGCAUAACAUGUACUAUUGGCAUGUGAUUGCAGCCAAAAUGGCUUUUAUAAUUGUUGUAGAGCACAUUGUUUACUUCACCAAGUUCAUCCUGUCCUACAUAAUCCCAGAUGUCCCGUAUGCUGUCAAAGAACAAAUCAAGCGUGAGAAGUACUUAACCCAAGUUAUCCUUCAUGAGACCAACCUGAAGCUGGUAACCAAACGUUUGAUACCAGCUGCAGACGAAAGUUUAAGUCAUACAGAAGCAAAAGUUGCAAAGGAGGAGAUGGAAAUGGAUUCCUGAAAGGAAAAUCACAGAGGAUGACAUCAGUUGUGUUUAGCUGCAUCAAUAGAAAGUAGUUUUCUGUCUUUGUAGUGUAUAUAAAUAUUUUCUAUGCUUUUUAAUGCAUCCACAAAUAUAUAUUUACAUACUUUGUAGCUCUCUGAGAUAAGUCUGAGAAGGACGUUAAUCUAACCCCUGCCUUCUUUAUAACCACUAUGUUCUUGACUUUAACUCACUCGUGGUGUUUGGCUGUUAUCAGGCAGGAAAAGCUAAAGAGAUCCUUCCUUUACCGUCUCUGAGGGUGCUUUUCUUCUUGGAAAUUAAGUAAACUUGUUUCUUUUUGUUUGCAUUAAACUUAAAGCUGUACAGUAACAGAUGAGAUGUUGUAAAACCACUCUGUCAGCAUGCUUUGUUCUUAAAGAAAUGGGUCACUUUACUUGCAAGGUCAAUCACUCAUUUACCACUUAAAGCACAUGUUGGAGAAUUUCUUAGUUGAAAAAUAAUGUACAUUAAGCCUGGUGCUUCAAAAAAUGCAUGUCUGUCCUUUUUUAUUAAAAUGCUCAAUGUUUUCACUA
Molecule: messenger RNA, 3526 nt
Organism: Melanotaenia boesemani (Boeseman's rainbowfish)
Lineage: Eukaryota; Metazoa; Chordata; Actinopteri; Atheriniformes; Melanotaeniidae
Gene: ano6
Product: anoctamin 6
Exons: 20
Coding region: 225-2972 (915 amino acids)
Biological process (GO): calcium activated phosphatidylcholine scrambling; chloride transmembrane transport; calcium activated phosphatidylserine scrambling
Cellular component (GO): plasma membrane
Molecular function (GO): chloride channel activity; protein dimerization activity
Source: RefSeq, a predicted model, not a curated record